UUUAAUUUCCCUGGACAAAAACCCGGUGAUUCCCUUCCAGUGGGAUAUAGGAAGCUGUAGCAGAAUACUGUCAUGAUGGCAUCCGAUACGGACGAGGUGCUGGAGCGUCUCAUUGAGGACGUCAGGCCGAAGUUGAGGGAACUCCUUAAGGUCGAGCAGGUGCUGGAUCAUUUGUAUUUUGUCGAAAGCGACCAAAAGGACCAGAUCAGACAGAGGGUGAGGACGGACGGCGACCAAAUGGCUGCAGAUGUUCUAAUAAACGCCGUCAUGAAGAAGCCGCACACCCAAGGCUGGUUCACGGCCUUUGUCGACGCCCUGGAAAACUCGGGCUGCGUGUCCGCGGCGGAGUGCGUGAAGAACACGCCGGUGGAGCCCGACGUGGAGGCGGAGAACGACUGCUGCGUGCGGCUCAUCCAAAUAGUCUACCCGAGCCUGGUGACCAUGAACACGGACGAGGUGUGCGUGCCGUGCCACGCUGAGGGUCUGCUCAGCGCCGAGGACAUGGACAUCGUUAACGCUGAAACAGCACAAAGAGGAGCCAGGAACGGAGCCCGUGAGCUGCUGAGAAGGAUCGUGAGGCAGCCGCCAGGGUGGUUUUCCACAUUUCUGAGUGUCCUGCGGGAAACGGAUCACCAUGACCUGUAUAAGCUGCUUGGAGGGUGUUCUGACAGUAAGCAACAAGUGAAAGACGGGGCCACAGGCGAGUGUCCGGCGGCAGCUGACGGCUGUGAUGACUCGGCGCUUACGGACACCAGCACAGCUGAGGAUCCUCAGGAUGAAUCCACAGACAUGUACCGAGGAGCAGGCGGUGAAUCCACACAACUGUCCAGCAGCUUGGAGCCCUCAGAGCCAGAUGGACCCGCUCCAGCAGGAGCAGCAGCGGCGGCGGCGGCCGAUAGGGAUAAUAUUGUUCUUCGAGAUUACCAGGAGGAGGUCGCUAGACCUGCCCUGGAGGGGAAAAACAUCAUCAUAUGCCUCCCAACAGGAAGUGGUAAAACCAGAGUUGCAGUUUAUAUUACCAAAAAACAUCUGGACAGCAGGAGGGCAGAGGGCCGAACGGGCAAGGUGGUCGUCCUGGUCAACAAGAUCCCCCUCGUCGAGCAGCAUUAUUCCACGGAGUUCUUGCCGUUUCUGAAGCCCACCUAUAAAGUGGAGCGAGUCAGCGGCGACAGCCAGCUCAGGAUUUCUUUCACUGAGAUCGUGAAGAACAAUGACGUCAUCAUCUGCACGGCCCAGAUCCUGGAGAACUACUUGGAGCGGGACACCAAGGGGGAGGACGAAGGGGUGAAGCUAAGCGACCUGAGUCUGAUUGUGAUAGACGAGUGCCACCAUACGCAGAAGGGAGGCGUGUACAACCACAUAAUGAUGCGCUACCUGAAGCAAAAGAACAAGAACUCAAGCAGGAGGAAGGUGCAGAAGGAGCCCGUGCCCCUUCCUCAGAUUCUGGGCCUGACGGCUUCGCCAGGAGUCGGCGGAGCCACGAUGAUGGCAAAGGCCGAGGAGCACAUUCUGCGAAUCUGUGCAAACCUGGACGCUUGGAAAAUUAUGACAAGCAACCUUGGGAAUUACAAAAGGGAACCCAAGAAAACAGUUCUACCUGUAGAAGACAGAAAAGAGGAUCCUUUUGGUGAUGUCAUUAAGAAAAUCAUGGAUGCUAUUCAUGCCCAUGCUCAGCUGACUCCAGCAUGUAACGUUGGCUCCCAGACCUAUGAACAGUGGGUUGUUCAGCUAGAGCGGAAAGCUGAAAAAGAAGAAAAUCACGACGUGCGCGUUUGCACGGAGCAUCUUCGCUCCUAUAGCGAAGCCCUGAACCUCAGCAACACCAUUCGCAUGUGCGAUGCCUUCAGUUUCCUGAACAAAUACCAAGAGGAGGAAAUGAAGAAGAAAACAGUUCCUGAUGCUGAGGAAGCUGUACAAAUUACAGACACUGAAAGAUUCCUCUUCAAACUAUUUAAAGAUAACAAGGAAAGGCUGCAGGAGCUCGCCAAAAAUCCACAGUAUGAAAACGAAAGCCUGUCAGAGCUGAGAAAGAUCAUUCUCAAGGAGUUCAGCAGCAGAGCGGACGCCAGAGGGAUCAUUUUCACCAAAACACGCCGCAGUGCCAUCGCUCUAAACCAGUGGAUUCAGGAAAACCCCAAGUUCGCAGACAUCGGCGUGAAAGCAGCGUACGUCAUCGGAGGAGGAGACCAGAGUGUUGUAAAACCCAUGACGUCUGCGGAACAAAAGAACGUACUGACCAACUUCAGUACCGGGGCUGUGAACCUGCUGAUCGCCACCACUGUGGCCGAGGAAGGUUUGGACAUACCAGCCUGCAACCUCGUCAUCCGAUACGGCCUCGUGACCAAUGAGAUCGCUAUGAUUCAGGCCAAAGGCAGAGGACGAGCUGAGGACAGCAGUUACAUCUUAGUAGAGGUGAAGAACUCCGGGGUGGCGGAAAAGGAGGUUGUAAACGAACACCGACUAAAUAUGAUGAACAAAGCCAUUGACAAAAUAAGAGCCAUGAGUCAUGAGGUCUAUGAGGGAAAGAUCAAAGAGUUUCAGUUGCACGCUAUACUGGAGAAUAAGAUGAAAGAGAAGCAGAAGAUAAGGAAUGCCGUUAAAACCAUCGACCCGUCUGACGUGAAGUUCACCUGCCGAGGCUGUGGGGUUCACGUGUGCACGGGCAGCGACAUCCACAUCAUUGAAAACAAGCACGUCGUCAAUGUGACGUCACAGUUUAGCAACCUUUUCAAUCGGACAGAAAACACGUCUCUCUCCCAGCGACUUCUGGAGUUGGAGAGCAAUGGCUUCAUAGCGUGCAAGGCCUGUGGGGAGAGAUGGGGUUCGAUGAGGCUGUAUCGCAACAUCGAGUGCCCCAGCCUCCUGGUGCAGCACUUUGUGGUGUGGCUGCACGGGGAGCCUUAUAAAAAAUGCAUGAAGUGGAAGGAUCUCCCCGUGACGUUUGCCGACUUUGACUACGUUGAGCACGCGGCACAGCUGGCAGAGAGCUCCGAUGAGGACGAAACCGAAUGAACUGCAGCGGAUUCAAGCGACCAUCUGAUCAGCCUUGUUCUUAUCUUAACCAGGUGGCUGGUUUGGUGUAUUUUGUAUUUGAUUCACUAGAAUUUCAGAUUAUGUUGGGAUAUUUGACAUGAUUUUACUGUACUCUGUUACUCCUGCUGGAAUUCUGUCAUUCAUGAAAUAUGUGGCGUGUGCCUCACUGGGAGAAAAAUGAACUGGAAACAUUUACUAAUAAUAAAACAAUCCCUUGAAACCUG
This is a messenger RNA of Betta splendens (Siamese fighting fish), 3257 nucleotides long. RefSeq names its product interferon induced with helicase C domain 1 (gene ifih1). The transcript has 16 exons. Gene Ontology annotation, cellular component: cytoplasm. NCBI's taxonomy places the organism in Eukaryota, Metazoa, Chordata, Actinopteri, Anabantiformes, Osphronemidae. Gene Ontology annotation, molecular function: double-stranded RNA binding; zinc ion binding; ATP binding. Gene Ontology annotation, biological process: response to virus; positive regulation of interferon-beta production; innate immune response. The record is from RefSeq and is a predicted model, not a curated record. Bases 73 to 3012 code for a protein of 979 amino acids.